CACUUUGGUGCUCAGCGGUCGCGUUUCGCGCUGAACUUGACUUUAAAUUCCCAUUUAAAUUCCGUUUUAAAUUCGCAAUGUGCUAAUUAUUCUGGACUGAGCAAAAAAUAAACACAAGUGCGAAUUAAUAAAGAGGCCAAAUAACAAAAGGCUCCAAUAAUAAAAGUGACAAAAACUCAGUUGACUCCAAAAUUUAAAGAUGGAGAUGAAGCAGCUGCAAUUGAUGUUCCUGCUGCUGAUCGGUCUGACCAGCUUGGGCUCGGCCUACCGGAUACUCUUCAUGGGUCCCUUCCCAGCGCCCAGCCACUGGCUCUGGCUAGAGCACUUCCAGCGGGACCUCCUCCGGCAGGGACACCAGGUGACCAGCGUGAACAACCAUCCCACCAAGCAGCCGCAUGAGAAUCUCACGGAGGUCAUCAUCAGUCCCUCCUUCGAUAUACCCAAGCACUUUCCCAAAAAGAACAUCUUUAGCAUGAAUUUUGUCAGCGAUUUCAAUAACCUGGAAAUGUGGUGGACCAUAGGAUUGCUGACCACGGAGCAUGCCCUACGGGAUCGCGGAGUCAAGAAGCUAAUCGAGAGCCAGGACGAUCACUACGAUCUGGUUAUCCUGGAGCAGUUCUUUCACGAGGCCUUCCUCAUGUUCGGCAAAAAAUUCAACUGUCCGGUGGUAACGAUUGGCACCAUGGGCUAUGCGGACAACAUCGAUCAUGCCAUGGGAGUGCUCACCCCCUGGUCUGUGAUUCCACACCUCCUGUUGUCCCACACGGAUCGCAUGACCUUCAGCCAGCGGGCCUAUAAUGCCUACCUUUCCCUGUACGACGCGGUGAUGCGUCGCUGGGUUUAUCUGCCCAAAAUGCAGAAAAUGGCCGAGAAGUAUUUCGGAGGAGCCAUAAAUGGCCCCCUGCCCCAUGUCCAUGAUCUGGAGCGCAACAUCUCCCUGGUGCUGAUCAAUGCCCAUCGCAGCGUGGAUCUACCACGGCCCAGUAUGCCGGGACAAAUCGACGUGGGCGGGGCCCACAUCCAGCCGGCCAAGAAGCUGCCAGCCGACUUGCAAAGCUUCCUGGACAAGGCCACCAACGGUGUGGUCUACUUCAGCCUGGGCUCGUAUAUGAAGAGCACCGACCUGCCGCCCGAGAAGACGUCGCUGAUCCUCAAGGCCUUUGGCCAGCUCAAGCAGCAGGUGAUCUGGAAGUUCGAGAACGAUUCGAUCAGCGAUCUGCCCUCGAACGUGAUGAUCCGGAAGUGGAUGCCCCAGAACGAUAUACUGGCGCAUCCGAACGUCAAGCUCUUCAUCACCCACGGCGGCAUCUUCGGCACCCAGGAGGGCAUCUACUGGGGGGUGCCGAUGCUGUGCAUCCCGCUGUACGGGGAUCAGCACCGGAACUCCAUUAAGUCGGUGCGCGAGGGCUAUGCCCGGUCCCUGGUCUUCUCCAAACUCACCACCGACGGCCUCGUGCGGAACAUCGAGGCGCUGAUCAGCGAUCCGCAAUACAAGCGGAGUGCCUUGGAGGUGUCGCAGCGCUUCCGCGAUAAUCCCAUACAUCCGCUGAAGGAAGCCACUUUCUGGAUCGAGUAUAUAAUCCGGCACCGAGGGGCAAGGCACCUCAAGUCGCAGGGCGCCUUCCUGCCCCUGCACCAGUAUCUCCUGCUCGACAUCCUCGGAUGCCUGCUGCUGGGCGCCUUUCUUACCAUCUGGCUGCCCUGGACGAUGGUCCGGAGGGCGCACAAGUGGUGGCUUCGUGGAGGAACUGCUGACAAGCUCAACGACAGCAAAAAGCGAUUGUAGGAGUGAAGAAAUUAAUUUGAAAGUAAAAGGAAUUUACUUCUAUGAGGGGUUUCUAAAUUUAAAUUGAAUAUACAAGAUUUUUGGACUGUUAAGAAUUUCCUUUUUUAAAUAAGUGAAUGUUGAUA
Drosophila kikkawai is the source of this 1911-nucleotide messenger RNA. RefSeq names its product UDP-glycosyltransferase family 301 member D1 (gene Ugt301D1). Lineage: Eukaryota; Metazoa; Arthropoda; Insecta; Diptera; Drosophilidae. Gene Ontology annotation, molecular function: UDP-glycosyltransferase activity. The record is from RefSeq and is a predicted model, not a curated record.